UAAGGGCAGUAUUUUUGUGUAGAAGAGACUAUUGUGGAUCAGCCAGUAUUUCUUACAGUCUACUUGGAGCCUUUGGAGUCCAUUUGACAUUCAGAAACCUGAGGUAUUCUGUCAAUUUCAUCCUUUUGGAGAAAUUUCUCAAGAAAUAUUGAUGGGCUUUAGCGUAGUCUGGUUCACAGCUAGCAUUUUCAUCAGUAAGGUAGUUUCCCUUUUCCUUGGUUUACUCCUACUUGUUGGUGAAAUAUAUCUUCUGAUAGCUUUUAAAAAGGAAAAUGAGAAAUGUUUGAGACUUUACAUGUUUGAAAAUAUUUUAGUUUUAUACUUGAUUGCUAUUUUGGCAAUGUACAGAAUUCUUUGAAGCUUAAAGGAUUUACCUUCACCCCAGUGUCCUGACCCUUAGUAAAGGUUCAGUUUCAUCCCUUGCACUGAGUGUCUGGUAAGAGUGUUCAAUCUGAAAAUUUGUCCUUCGGUACAGAGAAACUUUCUUGAACAAUUUCUGUAAGGAUUUCUCAUCUCUUCUCUGGAAUUCUUAUUAUUUUCCAAAUGUUAGACCUCCAGAAUUGGUUUGUUUUAAUUUUCUUAUCUUUUCUCUUGAUUUUAGUUGUCUUCCUUCUGCUUUGUGGGUACUUCCCUCAACUUAGGUCUUCAAAUUCACCUAUUGCAUUUUAUUUUUCUGGUCCCUAAUUUCUAAGAGCUCUUUUCUUCUUUGAAUAUUCUUUAAUAUCCUAUUUUGGGAUGAUACAUUAAAUGUCUUCUCUCUUUUGAAGAUAUUUAUAUGUUCUUGUACAUGCAUGUUCAUACAUAUACAUACAUACAUUGGUAUGUAUGUUUCCUUUCUUGCAUGUUCUGUGUGCUCCCAGCUUUGUGUCUUGGUUUGCCUUGGUCUUGGUCUGUCACAUUAGGCUUGUCAAGGAGUUAGAGAUCUUGGUCGUCUAUUCAUAUUCAAGAGUGUGAGCAAGGGCCCUCCCCUGCUUUGUCUGACCCACCUGAGCUGUUUUGCUGGGAAAUCCCUAGUCAGUCUGUUCAGGGCCUUAUUUUUGGCCUAGCAAGGUGAAGUCUUCCAUCCCUCGGCUGGAGGUGAAAUGCUUGUCCGCUGGCACACCGUCCCCCCACCCGCCCCGCCCAGCACUCUGCUGGAGCCUUUGCAUACUCAAGAUACCCCUUCUCACAGUUUAAUGUUCUGCUUUCCCCAGGUUGCAUUUUUCCCUCCUCAAAGUGCAGAACCUUUCCUUGGACUAGUUCUUCAGCAGACCACCAACUAUAAUGCUUCCUUUCCAGAACAGCUUACGUUUUUAACACUAUAAUUCAGUUCCACGUGUCUGUGUGCUCUACGUGCCUAUUUGUUACGUGCACUGGAAACCUUGUCCUGUACGGUGCUCUGUGCCCCAGGGGUGCUAAAUAAAGGCUUGCAUCUAGCAACUGGGUCCAGGUCGCUUAAUCCCGCGUGGGCCCGGGCCUGCAGGGGCCGCUGGGGUGCGAGCAUUUUCCGAGCAGCGCCGGGGGAGCGAUCGGCGGGGCCUGGCCCCGAGCGCGGCGGGGAGGGGCGGGACGGAUUUUUUAAGUAUUCAAAUGAGGACUGAGCCCUCCCAUCUCCCAGCCCGCUGGUCUCUAGUGGCUGGGAUUUUCCCCGCGGCUGGGGUUGCGACGACGCCCAGAUUUGAGGAAACGAAACUGAGUCGCCGGCACUUCCGGGAGCGCGGGCGCGGUCCACAGGCAGCCAUGGCCCAGCCGCAGCCAGCCGGCGGCCCCGAGGCCCAGUCCGCGCGGGCUGAGCUGCCCCUCCCCACCGGUGUCUUUCAGGUUGCAGAAAAGAUGGAAAAAAGGACAUGUGCGCUCUGCCCCAAAGGUCUUGAUUAUAGUGUCCUGUACUUUGCACAAUCAGAGAAUAUAGCUGCUCAUGAAAACUGCUUGCUGUAUUCUUCAGCACUUGUGGAAUGUGAGGAUCAUGACCUACCUAAUGAUAGUAGAAAUUUUGAUGUGGAAUCAGUAAAGAAAGAAAUCCAGAGAGGAAGAAAGUUGAAAUGCACACUUUGUAGUAGAAGAGGAGCCACCGUGGGAUGUGAUUUAAAAUCCUGUGCCAAGAAUUACCACUUUUACUGUGCCAUGAAGGACAACGCAUUUCUACAAGCUAAUGGAGCUCAAGGAACUUACAAGUUGUUUUGUGAACAACAUGUUCCAAAAUUACCUCCCACCCAAAGUGCCGAUUCUUCAAGAGCAAAAAAAAAGAAGAGGAACUCUUUGGCAACAGACAUUCAUGUACAGCUGCCUGAGACGACAUCCAACAGACUGGUAACACAAGCGAGGGAAGCGCCUCACAGACACACAGAUGCAAUCAUGAAAGUUCCUUUUCUUAAAAAAUGUAAAGAAGCAGGACUUCUUAAUGAUUUAUUUGAAGAAAUAUUAGACAAACUUCAUGUAAUUCAAGAAAGACUCAUGGGUGAGACCACUUCAGAAUCAGACUAUGAAGAAAUUGGGACUUCACUUUUUGACUGUAGACUGUUUGAAGACAUAUUUGUAAACCUUCAAGCAGCAAUAGAAAAUAAAAUCUAUGAAUCUGAAGAAAGGCAGCGGCAGCUGAAGGAAGAGACUGGGCUACUAAAGGACAUAAAACAAACUUUGUGUUCUUUUCAAGAAAACAGAGACUUUGGAUCAAGUUCCACUUCAGUAUCCUCCUUGUCCCCAAGCUGGGAAUCAGGUGGCUUCCUCCUGGUGUGUCCCCCUCCCAAGGUCUCCCACGUACUCCAUUUGAGAUUACUUUUCUUACUUGGGAGGUGGACAUCAGGAAGAUCAUGGUUUGACACCAGCCCAGGCAAAAAGUUCAAGACACUCCAUUCCAACUAAUAAAAAUCUAGACAUCGUGGUUGGUGCCUGUCACCCCAGCUAUGCAGGAAGCAUAAAUAGGAGAAUCACCGUUCAGGUCUGCCUGGGCAUAAACAUGAGCCCCUAUUUGGAAAAUACCUAAAGCAAAUGGGGCUGGAGGUAUGACCCUUGAUGGCACCCGCCUAUCAAGGACAAAACCCUGAGUUCAGUUUCUGGGGGAAAAAAAGGACUUUUCUCUCAUGUCACUUUUCAGUGUUUAAUUGUCUGUAUCUCACAUCACACCAUCAGAGUAUGGCCGAAACUCAUUAUUCCUGGGUUUUGCUUACUAUUAUCACUAUUCUUGGUUUUUUACUCUUUUCUUCAUAACACUAUUUGGCUCACUGUCACAUUCCAAGCACCUAGUAUGCUCAAUAAAUGUUUGUGAAAUAAAUGCAUUUAAAGUUCAUCAUUUUUGAGACUAGUUUCAGCCUACAUGGCUCUCAGAUAUAGUAACUUCCUGUCUAUACAUACAAAGUCUGUUUUUUAGAAAUUUUUCAGCUAGUCAUUAGAUGGACUUCAUCAUCUUCAAACACCAAAGCUUGCAACAGGGCUCUCUGAGUAAGAACCUCACUGGGAGUAUGUAAGAAUGGGGAAAAAUUAAGGUAGUUCUCAACCCAACAAUACACAGUAAGAUUUUUAUGUCUAUACACCAACCCCUGAUGACUUCACAUUCACAGCUCCCUGGUGUGUUUUUUUUUUUUUUAACACAGUCCUCUGAUUCACAAUAAUGCUACAUAUCAAAAUGGGUUUGACCUGAGUCCCCAGCAUGCUGUUUGGUUUAUAGUAUCUGUUGAAGGAAGACUAUGACAUAGAUAAAACAUUUCACUUCUGGUGUAAUGGCAACCCUGGCCUAAGUCGUUAUCUGAAGGACAAAAUCUAAUCAAUGGCUUCCACAUCUGGCUGCACAUGGGAAUCAGCAGGGGCACUUUCAAACUUACAAAAGCCAAGGCUCCAUCUGGGACCCACUGGAUAUAGAUUCACCCGCACCAGACGAUGACUAUACCAUUGUCAUCCUACUAUUACAUCUUAGAACAAGGCCUAUCUACUAGUAAUUCUCAUGUCCUGAUCUUUAUUUAAAAAGCUUUUUCUCCCACUUUUUGGUGGUUUAAACUUGGAGUUUUAUACUUAUGAAGCUGGUGUUCUACCACUCGAGCCACAACUCCAGUCCAAACUUUCAAAUUUAGUCUGAUUCACAUUAGGUAAUUUGACACAAUGGAGCAUCCUAUCCUUGGGGCUCUUAAAGUAACCAAAUAUUGGGCAAACUGCUAAAACAGAUCUAGGUAUGUAUUUCUGAAAAACUAAUCACUGCCUACCUUAUGGGACAAAAUGUGAACACUAAGUAAGAAAGUGUAUGUGAAGUACAGGCACAUCCUCUGGCACUGGGAAUGAAGCUGUGGAUCCCAAGUGUGAUGUGUGCACACACACGCUCCUUUGCCAGCAUUUCAUUCAAGGAGCCUUGGCUUAUUUAUUUUCUCUAUUCUAAUCAAACUUGCUUAUGCUAAGUUCUGGAAAGCUCACUAGCCCCACUUUUAUCUUUUGCUCAUGCCACUUACUCACUCUUGGAGAUGAGCUAAAAUAAGACUUGUUUUUCCCUGUCCUAAACAAACUGCCUUCACGACAAGUGCUUGUCCUGUCAAACAUACUUGCUUUCAUUAUGAAAAACUAUCUAUAAAUAUCUUAUUAUCAAUUCCUAACCCUAUCUCUCCUCUGUCUUAAUAAUCUUUUAUGUUCCAGGAGAGCAGGGGCCAUGUCUGUCUGUCUUUUAAAGUACCCACAAAGGAUUCAGACACAUUUUUCUGCUGUAACAGUUCAACUUGGUAUUUUUUAACUAUAGCAUGUGUGUAUGUGUGUAUAUGUAUGUAUAUAGAUACACAUAUAUAGAUAUACACACACAAUAUACAAUGUAUACAUAGUUGAGAAUCAAGCAGUUAUGUUCACAGUGAUACCUUUUUUUAGCUUGGUAUGACCUAAGAAUCUUACUGCUUAUUCUUCUAAAUUGUAGUAAAAUAUAUCUAACAUAGAAUUUCCCACCUUAACCAUUUAAAAUGUACAGUUCAGUGACAUUAAAUACAUCCACAAACCACCAUCCAUCCAUAAAAAAGUCAUCUUUUUAAAACUGAAACUCUGUACCCAUUAAACAACUCCCCAUUCUCCCCCAACUCCAGGAAACCACUCUUCUACUUCCUGUCUCUAUGAACUUGACUUCUCCAGGUAGAUACCUCAUGUCAGUAAGCCACACAGUAUUUGUCUUUUUUGUCACUUAAAUAUUUCACUUAAUGUCCACAAAGUUAAUCCAUUUUGUACCAUGUACCAAGAUUUCUUUCCUUUUUAAUGCUGCAUACUACUGGCUUCUAAGGGGGGAAAAAACAAGUCUACAUGCCCUUAGCAUAUUAUUUUAUUAAUGUCAUUCUGAACAUUACAUAAAUACACCCUAUAUUCUAGAGUAUCAAACACUGGUCCAAUAAGCAGUUCAAGAGUACAAUUAGGGCUAUUUUAAGAAAUGUGAGUAUUUUGGCUUACAUUAUUACAUCAGAUGAAAAAAAUCAAUUCAAAGAAAAGUUUUCAAUUCCUGCUAUGAUUAACAAAACCAUACAGAAAAAUAAGAUUGUAUUAAAAAAUACUUGAGUAUUUUUGAAGAACUUGUUCUCUUCACUACCAUACAUACAUUUAUACUCAUAUAAAUUAGUAAUCUGAGAAGUGGUUCUUCACCUAUAUUAGGAACUUGGUAAAUAAUCUGUGAACAAAUGAACUGUCUACAGAUGUGGAUCUGCUUUAAUUUGUGCUUUUUUUUUAAGAAGUUUUUUUUCAAGUAAGGAACAGUAAACAUUCUGAAGUUCUCGCUUUGUUCAAGACCAUAAGUCUACCAAACAGUGACUGUUACAAACACUACCCAUUAUAACCAAAUUAAUGUGCAUUCAUCAUCCGAGUAAGAAAAACUACCAUGAUGCAGAACUAAUGCUAACUUAGUAAUUCACUGGACUUCAAUCAUUUAUGGUAUGAUCAAGAAAAGGGUGCU
Molecule: messenger RNA, 5875 nt
Organism: Castor canadensis (American beaver)
Lineage: Eukaryota; Metazoa; Chordata; Mammalia; Rodentia; Castoridae
Source: RefSeq, a predicted model, not a curated record